Molecule: messenger RNA, 2724 nt
Organism: Alternaria viburni
Lineage: Eukaryota; Fungi; Ascomycota; Dothideomycetes; Pleosporales; Pleosporaceae
Exons: 4
Coding region: 1-2724 (907 amino acids)
Source: RefSeq, a predicted model, not a curated record
AUGUUCAUGCGACUUCGCGGUCAUACUUGCAAGUACUGCAUGGGCAUUGAUGAGCAACACUACAAGCGUCAUCACGACAUUGCCGAGCGCUUACGAGCCGUCUAUGAGAGUUGUGGCGAGAUCGACUGGAACAUCGUGCCGGACGAAUCUGAGCUAGAAGAACGUGGAACAGCGAGAGAUCUCGGCGAUGAGGACACUCCAUCCUCAAAGCGUGAGCGGAAGGAUGCAAAGCGUCUGGCAAGAGCGGCUAGUAGAUCUAGAGUCAUUACGCAGGAGGAGAUUAGAUACAUCGACUCCGUUGUACAUUCAGCUGAGGGCAUAACGAGCAACGACGCGGACGGGCCGCGGAAUCCGGAAGAGAUCGAGGAGAUUGAGCGACAGCUUCGUUACCACGCCCAUGUAUACAGCACGCAAGUCGGCCGCAAGGGAAUCAGAAAGCUCGCCGAGGCGCCUGUCGAGUCUUUAAACGUUGACUUCGAAGCCGAAAUGGACCGCAUCUUGGAAACCUUCCGUAUCAACGAGCUACUCAGGCGUAACACCAGAACGAAGGGUCUACAAGGCAAAGAACUCAAGAUGUUCCAAGGCCUCGUCGAAACCUUCAAGCACGCCGUCCUGGAGGACAUCGUUCUGGUCAAGAAAGACACUGCCGAAGUGCGAAUGCGACGAGCAGGCUAUCUCCGAUACACUAGUAAGACCGCGUACGGUAUUGUAGAAGAGAGGUAUACUGGAAAGGACUGGAAAACUGGAGAGAAGUUCGCGUCUAGUCUGAGUGAUUUCAGUGGCGGUAUCACCCCCACGGAUGAGACUGCUCCACUGGUCAGUGAUCAGGACGAUGACCAGUCGCCGCCGCGGUCUAGUACCCUUGACAUCUCCGACCGAAGGCAUCUUCAGAGCAACCACAAGCGCGUGAGCGGCGACGAUGGACUCUACCAUGCAGAUAUUGAGCCCUAUCAUACUCCGCUAUUACCUUUGCCACCCGCCCCAACCUUGAACAGACAGUCGGCUGCGGUUCUGGUGAUCAACGUCAAGGCUUCAGAGCGGGGGCCGACUACAGUGCCUGGCCGGAUCAAGAAGUCACAACAAGCUCCUGAUGGAUGGCAAGUCGUCACGAAUGGAGUGACGCCAACAAAAUCGGUAGCAAAGACGCGCGCUUGGGGUAACAUUCCAAGUAAGCCUCCGGCUCGUGCUCCUCGGCCUGGACCGACUCCAUGGCUUUCCGAUUCGCGCGACUUCCCAAACCUCUCAGCCUCGCGGAGCUCUUCAGAUGAGCCUUAUAGCUCAGCUCCAGCAGUAAAGCCUCCAAAGGCUUGGGGUAUGUCAGCACCCGAGAGUUUUACGACCGAGACGGAAGACUCUGUCAACGGCCAUCCCGCAAUCUCGCAGAAGAAGAAGGCUAAGAAGGCACGAGAGGCGAAGCGCAAGGCAAAGAAGCAGUCUAUACCGGAGGCAGCUAUCAGUCUUCCUGAUCUCCGAAACGAAGCCACUGAAGACGUCUACGACGUGGGUGACGUCUUAGCACAAUCUGCUUCCAUGCUACCUGAGACUAUACUCUACAACAAGGACCGCGAUAGUUCUCAAGAUGUGCUAUCGUACACGGAGAGCGCCAAUGAUCACGAUGCUUCCACUGAGGUAGUAUCAGAGCCAAUCUCCACGGACGCGACAUUCGCUAAGGGAGUGUCUCCAGUACCUCUGCCUGAACCUCUACUACCUAUCACAAAACACGGCAAGCACAUGCACUGGAUUAGAUUUGCCCGCAAAUUUAUUAGCGAUCAACUCACAAAUCCGUUCCCGCCGUCAUGGGAUGGUUGUUCACACAGCACAUCAUGUUCGUUUGAGAACAAUGACAUUCUUGAUUGUCCCUUCCAUGAGCCUCAAUUAUUUAGCACCGGGCCUUUCAACCGCCUCCGUGGAGAGAAACUACUAUCACUGUACGAGAAGGAUCAUCGGACCAAGGGCCGCUUGAUGCUAGUAGACGAUGACCUGAUCAGCUAUCUCAUGGAAGACCCUACUAUUCGAGCGCGCAAUCGCAACCCAGAUGGCGCACCUGAUCGUCUGCAGAAGGAGUACGACGACGUUAAGAAUGGCUUCAAUCCUGGCGCACUAAUGGCUCAAGAGCUUCGAUUCGAGCGACUUUACGCAAAGAACGGAUUCAACAAGCAGGAGCUCACUCAGGUCAUGUUACAGGAUAUCCAGCACAACGAACUCGAGCGUCCAGGUACGGAGCGCAUUUGCUACUGUCGUGCUACUGCACCAAAGGGCGGAUUACUCGCGAAGGACACUGUCGUUUGCUCACAUCGCGACUGUACUACUACGUACUUUCACAAGUCAUGUGUAAAGAAGCUCGGUGUGGAGAAGGUGUCGCGCUGGUACUGCACAUCAUGUGAACAGCAGAUGAAGAUACUCGCAUGUCAGACGCUACGUGGACUAGGCUAUGCUGAUAUCCCCACAGAGCAUCUUUGCAGCUCUUCAUAUGGGCUGAAGGCGGAAGAUUUCGAAGGAAUGCUUGACGAGAAGUUUAGGCAGAUGAUGAGCUCACCCGACAUGGACUACCUGACACUGCUACCUCCCGAUAUUAGGGAGAAGGUUAAAGAACUUGGUGGGCUGCCUUCCAUGCCUGCACAGUUACAGAAGCAACUGAAAGAGAAGGUCAGGGCGCUUGGCAUCAAGUUAGCGGGAGCCGACGUUGACUUCCCGAUAUCUGAUGAGAUGCGACGCGUGCUUUGA